GAUCAUAUGCAGCCGCGUCUACGCAUUGCUUUCUCUCUAGCCAGUCCCUCUUUAAUCGGUCAAACCAGGCAAAACCCUCUCCCCUCCGCCUCCGCCGCCGCCGCCGCCUCCUCAACACCUACGACCGCCAUGGCUCGCCGCUCCGGAGGAAGACCUGCUCCCCGUGCAGCCCCUCGUCGCAGUCCUCCUCCUGCACCAGUUAAUCAUGCUCCUCCUCCAGCCCCUACUCAAGGGGGCGGCGGUUCUAUGCUAAGUGGGAUUGGUUCGACCAUAGCUCAAGGUAUGGCUUUUGGUACUGGAAGUGCGAUGGCUCACAGGGCUGUAGAUUCUGUGCUUGGUCCUCGCACUAUUCAACACGAGACAGUGGCAGCUGCUGCCCCUGAAGCCACUACUAACAGCAUUGGUGGUGCUGAUGCAUGCAGCAUUCACUCCAAGGCCUUCCAAGAUUGCGUUAACAACUUUGGGAGUGACAUUAGCAAGUGCCAGUUCUACAUGGAUAUGUUGGCAGAGUGCAGGAAGAACAGCGGUGCUGUGCUGGGAGCCUAAAUGAUAUCGUCAUCUCUGCCAUCCAUUACCAUGAAAAGCAUUUAUUUGAAUAUUCUUAGUUCGUGUUGAGUCUCAGAUUGAACUGGUGAUGGUGAAGCAAAUCUUCUGUCUAUGGUUAUCUUUACAUUGAAUAAUCCCGAGUCAAACCUAUCGAGGUGGGAACUUUUUAAAGUAUCAUUAUCUGUCUUGUCAAACCAUCAUCGGGACAGCUUAUGAUUGAGAUAGUAAUGUCUUGGGAUGCUUUUGCUGUGGAAGAAUUUACAAUCUGAUAACCUUCUAUUGCAUUAUUUUUUGUGGC
Molecule: messenger RNA, 844 nt
Organism: Eucalyptus grandis
Lineage: Eukaryota; Viridiplantae; Streptophyta; Magnoliopsida; Myrtales; Myrtaceae
Product: hemiasterlin resistant protein 1
Exons: 5
Coding region: 7-546 (179 amino acids)
Biological process (GO): mitochondrion organization
Cellular component (GO): nucleus; mitochondrion
Source: RefSeq, a predicted model, not a curated record